This is a messenger RNA of Cryptosporidium muris RN66, 1431 nucleotides long. Its product is annotated as hexose transporter, putative. Gene Ontology annotation, cellular component: membrane. The transcript has a single exon. Gene Ontology annotation, biological process: transmembrane transport; carbohydrate transport. Gene Ontology annotation, molecular function: carbohydrate:proton symporter activity. The coding region runs from base 1 to 1431 and encodes 476 amino acids. The record is from RefSeq and is a predicted model, not a curated record. NCBI's taxonomy places the organism in Eukaryota, Apicomplexa, Conoidasida, Eucoccidiorida, Cryptosporidiidae.
AUGAUAAAUUAUAGCUUAAAGUGCAGUCUAGUUGCUGCUUGUAUUGCAGUCGUGUUUGGGUACAAUAUUUCCAUUGUGAAUUCUACAAUUCCAUAUAUAAUCUUAUAUUUCGGAUUAUGUGAUGAAAAAGGUUCCUUCUUAUCUCAAAGUAAUUGUGAAGCUGGUCAAUAUGCAAUUCUCUGGAUGUCUGUAUUGUAUUUCGCUUCAGCAUUGAUAUUUUGUUAUGUUGCAAAAUAUACAGUAAGUAAAAGUCGUGUAAAUAGUUUGAGUGUGGCUACAAUUCCCUAUAUAAUAGGAGGAGUUAUUUGCUACUUUUCUAAGACUUUCAGUAUAUUCUGCUUUGGUAGAUUUAUAUGUGGAGCAGGUCUAGGUUUAGCUUCAGCAAGUGCAACUUAUAUAUCGGAAAUUUCACCUAGUGAUAAGAGAGGAUCAUAUACAUCACUUUUUGCUUUAUGUAUCCCUUUUGGACAAACUAUAUCCUUUAUUUUAGGUAGUCACUUAUUAUCAAUGGAAAAUUUGCAGCUACAUAACAAAGAUUAUUUUAUUAACUAUUAUAAGUUUCUAUAUCUACUAUUAUCAAUAUUUGGAGUUAUAUUGUUUUUAUCUGUGAAACAUUUCUGUUUAUAUGAGACACCAAGCUUCUUAAUAUUAAAUAAUAGGAUAGAUGAAGCAAAAGAAGUUCUUAAUAAGAUAUAUAGUGGCAAGGAUGAUGCAAUACGUGAACUGAUUAACUUAACGUCUACAGCAAGUGAUAAGGAAACUUGUAAUUCAAAAUUAACAUUUUUAGAUUUAUUUUCACGUAGAUACUUUAUAGUACUGGUUGUUUGUAUGACUUUAUCUAUAGGUGUUAGUGCUAGUGGUAUUGGAGUUUUUGCACAAAAAGCAACUUCUUUAAUGCAGUCAGCUACAAAUAUUUCUGCAGAAUAUGUAAAGUAUUUAGUUAUUUUGAUGGGCGUAGUAUCUACCACAUCGACAUAUAUUGGUGGUCAAUUUACAGAAAAAUAUGGUAGGAGAAAUCUAACUAUUGUAGGUACAAUGUCAAUUUUUGCUUCACUGGUUAUCCUUGCAAUUUUCAAUAUAUACCCAGAAAUAUUACCCCCAUUGGCAACUUCAAUUAUUUCACUAAUAGCUAUGUACAUAUUCUUGAUUUCAUUUGCUAUAUCUAUUGGUCCAGUACAGUGGGUUUAUUUACCAGAAGCAUUUCCAUCAGAAAUAAGAGCAAUUGGUAUGAGUUUCUGUACAAUGUUAAGUUGGGUAACAACAUUAAUUUAUGUAUCUUUGUCUUGUAUCAUUUCCGAUUUAUCUAUCUAUUUACUAUCAGCUUGCGCGUGUUUACUUAUUGUACUUUUAUCAUAUCUAUUUAUGAAGGAAACAAAAGGGUGUACUAAAUCACCUUAUGAAGAAAGUGAAAUAUAUGAAAGUGUAUGUUAA